This is a messenger RNA of Strigops habroptila (Kakapo), 563 nucleotides long. RefSeq names its product small nuclear ribonucleoprotein polypeptide E (gene SNRPE). NCBI's taxonomy places the organism in Eukaryota, Metazoa, Chordata, Aves, Psittaciformes, Psittacidae. The transcript is spliced from 5 exons. Gene Ontology annotation, biological process: mRNA splicing, via spliceosome; spliceosomal snRNP assembly. The record is from RefSeq and is a predicted model, not a curated record. Gene Ontology annotation, molecular function: RNA binding. Gene Ontology annotation, cellular component: U1 snRNP; U5 snRNP; U4 snRNP. Bases 95 to 373 code for a protein of 92 amino acids.
CAGCCGGAUCCUCCAGCAUCCCACAGUUCCUUGCGCGCUCCCGCCGUGCGCGGCCGCUUCCUUCCCCACAGAGCGGGAGCGUGAGGCCGCGGCCAUGGCGUACCGCGGGCAGGGCCAGAAGGUGCAGAAGGUGAUGGUGCAGCCCAUCAACCUCAUCUUCCGCUACCUGCAGAACAGGUCCAGGAUCCAAGUGUGGCUUUACGAGCAGGUGAACAUGCGGAUAGAAGGCUGCAUCAUUGGCUUUGAUGAAUACAUGAACUUGGUGCUGGACGAUGCAGAGGAGAUUCACUCCAAAACAAAGUCAAGGAAGCAGCUGGGUCGGAUCAUGUUGAAAGGGGACAAUAUCACCCUGCUGCAGAGUGUUUCUAACUAGGAUGUGGUGUUCUUCACUUGGAACAACGGCUCCGCUGCUUCAGAGGGAAUAAAGAGCUGGUGGGGGCAGGACCAGCUCGUAGAGGGGGAGUUCUGGGUAGUUGGGGUCACCUGCAGGAUUGAAACCUGCCCCUUCGCAUCAACAAUGAUGAUGUAUUUCACAAAUAAACGUUUUUCACAGGAACUGUAAA